UGUUCAUUCCUUUCUGUUGCGCUUAUAUAAGCUGAAAUAUAAAUUUACCGUAUCUUGAAUUUUUUUUGUCGCGAGUGUUAGUUCGCCCGUAUAACUUGGAUUUAACGAAGUGCGACUUUUCCGAGUCGAAGUUUACCUCUGCAAAUGAAAAUUUGAUCGUCGCGGUUAAACAGCUCGAUGUAAUAAGUACACGCAUAUCUACAUCUUGCAAUUGAAAGAAAAACAAUUCAAGAAUUCGUAUUGCACCUGCACCUGCGUAUCCCUCUCAUAUUCAAGGUACAUAACGUAAAUAAUUAAUCUAUUCUUUUUUAAAGAAACGAUCGCUGACUGAAGGUUGAACUUGUCUUUCUCCGAGCUGCUACAAUUCGUAGAAAGCCUCUCGAAGUCGUUUUUGUUUGUUAAAUCUCUCCCACUGAAUAAAUUCGAUAAGUCAAAACCGAUAGAACAUGCGAAGAUUUUAGCUCUUCUCUCGAGGCUUGAAUUAUCAAAGUAGCUGUAAUUUGAUACUUCAGUUCCUGUUAUUCAUAUUAUCGCGUGAUAUAUUGAGAGAGUAUGGGUGGGAUGACUUUGACCAUUCGUAACGUUUACUUUAUUUGAAUGGACGAAGGCAGCGGAUUAGUGUCCUGUGAGGAAGAUGAAUAAAACAGUGCACUACGCGUUGGUGGCAUUUUGGGAGAAAUCCGGCUGCAAGAUCGUGACGGAUUGUUAUCCGGUGAAGCAGAAUGCAAUGUACAGGGCGAUCACGCUCAGCACAAUCGACGGACUGAAGACGUUGGAGAAUGAUAAGAUUAGUCUCGAUCGGGGCAACUACACGGUACACGUGCUCAUCGGUGAACUACAUUACGCCUGCCUGACGUUGAAACCGGAUUGUCCUUCGUCAGCAGCCAAGCUGGAAUUCUGUUCCCAGGUGUUCCUCGAGAGAUUGCGAAGCACUUACAGGGAGCUACCGAUUCUGGCUGAUCUCACGAGGGAACUAACCAAUCUAGCGGUCAUCGAUCUCUCGAAACCUCUAAAGGAGAUAGUCCACGAGUACAAUCAACAGAAUGAAAUAGUACCGACGUUAGAGAGAGAACUGGCGGAAGUCCGAAAAACAUUGGUGGAUGGCGUUCAGAAAAUGAUUGACAGGGGCCAGAAGCUCGAUGAUCUCGUUCGAAAGACUGAGACUUUGCAAAUUAUGGCUCGGAAGAACUUUCACGUGUCGACAAGAAGAUCCAGAAAAAAGAACGGCAUCAUUAUAGCAGCGGUGGCGAUCAUACUGAUAUUUUUUGUCACAUCUGUCCUUGUGUUUCUACUGUAUCAAGGGAUUCUCUGAUCAGCCUUGCUGCUUGACAUUGAAAUUGUCCCUAAGAAACAUGGCACCGAUGUGUGAAAUAUACUUACGAAUAAACAAUGUAUUAGACACUUUUGACCUUGUCAAAUAUAUCUUUUCGUGAAUCAACAACCGUUUAGCUUUAAAGCGAUUCGUUACAAUUUGUGGACGGCGUUAAUGACUCGUUAUUUUCUUUUUCGUCAUUUUAUGUCAACACAGAUACGCGCGCGCGAAAAAUCUUCGGUUCCACGCAUUUUCGUUUCAUUUGAAUUUGGAUAAUAGAAACCCGCAUUCGAGCCUGUCAAUAGCUACACCGAUCAGCUUCAUCUUUCGUAGAUUUUUCAAUUCCAUUACCUAGGUACACGAUCGAUGUACGGUUGUAAGAAACAAAGGAUUUUACGAUACUUCUAUAAAUUCGUUUAUCACAAAGAAAUGGUAUUGGUAUUUGUCAUUAGGCGGUAUCGACAAAAUCCACAAUGACUUAGUUGCCAAGCCAAUAUAAACAAUUGAUAGAAUAGCUAUGUAGAUUUUGAAAAAUAAUUCACCUAACGUCGUCACUUUUAUAUGUUUUUCUAUUUUGAAAUUGAUCGGCGUAGCUUGUGAGCUUGUGUUUAUCUGAAUCCAGUUGAAGACAAACACUCGGUGUAAUAAAAGCUCACUGAUUCUCCCUUCUACCUAUGUUCGCAUAACAAAAAUUCAUGUUCAGAUAAGUGGACUCGGUAAACAGAAAUUCUUCAAAUCCACCGAUUCACCGACUGCUUCGCACAACGUACAUUCGACGAUCGAUAGUUUGAAGCAUGUAGCGAAGUUCGCACCGACAAUUUACCAAAUCAUUCACGAAUUCCCAUUGAUAGAAACAUACUUGCGCGUUGAGAUAAUCUUUCUCGAUGGCGUCCGUGGCGGAACUUACGGUGGAUCCCAUCGAGUUCGAAAAGGAUGUCAAACGCAGAGACACACUCGCGGAAGCGACCAGGCAUUUGUAUUUCAUCGCUGCACGCAGGAUACAGGUUAAUGACUCUUGUUCGAAGAUAAUUUCUGUGAGCUUCCGUAAAAGAGGUUUUCUGGUUUUUUACGAUCUCCUGACAAAGAUUCUGUGGUACGCGCGGAAAGAUAACCUCAGGCUCGAUAACCACAACUUGUACGAGAGUUAUCGUUCUUAUCCAAUCUGGGUGCGAGUAGCGCUAAUAAUAAAGCCUCGUGUGUCGUAAUUGUAACUGUACGUCAAGAUAUCGAUUGCUUAAGGUCAAGAUCACGACAUAUCGAUCCAACAAGUCAUCGGCGAGUUCUUCUUUUAGUUUUUUCGUUAUUGCAACUAACGAUAUUGACAAUGAUCUGAGAUUCGUAUCUGGCCACGUUUGCGUAAUUUAACAUUGUUAGUAAAAUUGUUCAAAUUACUAAUCGUUAACGUCAGCAAACUGCCUUUUAUAAUAUCGAUAAAUUCGAUAAUGAAACGAACGAAAUUUGACAAGUGGAUUUUACAAAUUAUAUA
Bombus pyrosoma is the source of this 2798-nucleotide messenger RNA. RefSeq lists its product as uncharacterized. The coding region runs from base 635 to 1312 and encodes 225 amino acids. Lineage: Eukaryota; Metazoa; Arthropoda; Insecta; Hymenoptera; Apidae. The record is from RefSeq and is a predicted model, not a curated record. The transcript has 4 exons.